Messenger RNA from Ilex paraguariensis (yerba mate), 3307 nucleotides. Lineage: Eukaryota; Viridiplantae; Streptophyta; Magnoliopsida; Aquifoliales; Aquifoliaceae. The record is from the annotation of a GenBank genome assembly.
UCCAAUUGACACCAGGGCGAGGCAGCGGUCUACAACCUCUCGAGUUCAUACCGGACAUUAAACAUUCUUUCAGUUUCAGCUUACUUGGUUUCGGCUUUUUCGUGGUGGUCUGACGCUCGACGGUCUAAAUACUGAUACAAAUUGAUCCAACUUCUUCAAAAAAAAAAAAAUUGAAAGCUCAAAAGUAUAUGUUGAUUGAAAAUGUUAAAACUCCAAAUUACAAUUUACAAUGAGUCCAGUCGUGUCGAUUGUUCUAACGAGGGAAGUAUGUUCUCGGGCUUCUUGUCGUUAUCUUUUGAAUAUUCACACUCUCACUCUUCCCUCCCGUUUCAGGCAUUCAAUGCAUACACUCCCACAGUCAAAGCCUAUUCCAAACCUGCAACCACAAGCCAACUCCAACUACAACUCCAACUCCAACUCCAAGUUGACUGCUAUUCCCAACCGUGAAAGAUUCGAUACCAGCUCAAUUGUCUUGGAUAAAAGUAUAUACCAUGGUAAUUCCAGGAUAAUUAGUCUGGGUCGUCUUGCUAAGGUCGACGAAGCAAGGAGGAUGUUCGAUGAAAUGCCUCAUCGGGACAUCGUUUCUUAUGCUUCCAUGAUUACCGUUUAUCUUAAGCACAAUGAUCUCCUGCAAGCCGAGCAGCUUUUCCGUGCAAUGCCUGAGUGGAACAUUGUGGUUGAUUCUGCAAUGGUCAAUGGGUAUGCCAAGGCUGGUCGGAUGGAUGAGGCCCAGGGAAUAUUUGAUAAUAUGCCUGAAAGGAAUGUAUUCUCCUGGACCAGUUUGAUUUCCGGGUAUCUUAGAAGCGGACGAGUCCAUGAGGCUCGCCAACUGUUUGAACGAAUGCCGGAGAAAAAUGUGGUCUCCUGGACUACGGUAGUAUUGGGAUAUGCUCGCAAUGGUUUGAUUGAUCAAGCUCGGACUGUUUUUGAUCAAAUGCCGGAGAAAAAUGUGGUUUCUUGGACGGCCAUGAUGAAGGCCUAUGUUGAGAAUUUCCAAAUUGAUGAGGCACUUAAGCUCUUCCAUCAAAUGCCUCUGCGUAACAUUUAUUCUUGGAACAUAGUGAUUCAUGGUUUUUUAGAUGAGUUUCGAGUAAAUGAGGCUAUUCAGCUAUUUAUUUCAAUGCCUCGGAGGAAUGCAGUUUCUUGGACUACUAUGGUUACAGGUCUGGCACGAACUGGGUCGACCAAACUUGCAAGGCAGUACUUUGAUCAGAUGCCUAAAAAAGACACCGCUGCAUGGAAUGCGAUGAUCACAGCCUAUGCUGACGAAGGGCUGAUGGCUAUAGCCAUUGAGCUUUUCAAUUUGAUGCCGGAGAGGAAUACAGUGACUUGGAAUGCAAUGAUUGAUGGGUAUGCUAGGAAUGGGCCUGAGGGUGAAGCCUUCAAGUACCUCAUUCUCAUGCUUCGGUGCUGCAUUAGACUGAAUGAGACUACUCUCACUAGUUUAUUGACCUCAUGUGAGAGCAUUCAAUUGUUGCAAGCUCAUAGUCUUGUUGUACGGCUUGGGUUUGAGUGUGAGACAUCGCUUAUAAAUGCUCUUGUUACGAUGUAUUCUAGAAGUGGAGAUGUUAGCUCUGCCUGGCUUGCUUUUGAAAAUCUUGAGGCAAAAGAUAUUGUGUCAUGGACUGCAAUAAUAGUAGCAUAUUCGAGUCAUGGCUAUGGUACACUUUCAUUACAGGCCUUUGCACGGAUGCUACGUUCAGGAACCAAGCCUGAUGAAAUUACUUUUGUUGGAGUCUUGUCAGCUUGUAGUCAUGCCGGUCUUGUCAAUAAAGGCCAAAGGCUUUUCAACUCAAUGAGGUGUGCGUAUGAUUUGGAACCAAAGGCAGAGCACUAUGCCUGCCUUGUUGACACCCUAGGUCGAGCGGGACUAGUUGAUGAGGCUACGCGGGUGGUUCGCAAGAUGCCUCCAAGCGAACGGGAUGUUGUUGUUCUAGGGGCAUUACUUGGUGCAUGCAAAUUGAAUGGGGAUGUUGCACUGGCAAGUAACAUUGGAGAGGAACUGAUAGAGGUUGAGCCAGCUAGCUCUGGAGGAUAUGUCCUCUUGGCUAAUGUGUAUGCGGCAUGUGAGAAGUGGGAUGAAUUUGCACGAAUAAGGAAGAAGAUGAAGGAGAGGAAAGUGAAGAAAGUACCUGGUUUUAGUCAAAUAGAAGUACAGGGGAAAAAUCAUGUAUUUUUUGUGGGGGACAGGUCUCAUCCUGAAGUCAAGGAGAUCUACAUACUGUUACAAGAGAAGCUUCUACCUUUGAUGCUAGAAAUGGGUUACAGACGUGGGAGCUCAUUAGCGUGUUUAUGAUUUGAACAGGAAUCAGAAGUAACAUUUGGCUAAGUUAUGUUUUCCGACCAUGAAGAUAUCAAAUCGAGUAUGAAAAGGAGGUAAACCGGGAAUUCAAUCAAUGAACAAUGCUUCAAGAAUUGAUGCUACCCAAAGGCACAGGCUUCACAGCAGGAUUACACCCCAAAUAACUAGAGGCACUGAAAAAAAAAGAUAUGAAACUUCAAAGUUAAUUGAUGAGCUGAAUGCAGCUUCAAAGGAGAGAGCCUACCGAAGUUCUGAUUGAGCAUCUAAGAAUUUUGAGUGUUCUCAAGAAAAUAAGCUCUUCAUUUGGAUAGACAAGAUGGAAUAAUGUUAUUGAUGAUGUGUUGGGAGGGAAAUUCAUUUGGUAUUUAGCUGCCCUCUAGAUGAUCAAAUUUUCUGAUUGAUGAUAGUUUAGGUAAGUGUGGCUGCUUACUGGAAAAGUAAGUGAGGAAAGAUGAUAGGAAGUAUCCAAGUAUCAAAGAACCAGCUGUAUAAAUUUCUUGAAAGUUUGGAGGCCCGAUAUGUCAUCAUCUGGAGAGUCUCAACAAGUUAAUGAACAUUGAAAAGGGAUUUGAAAUUGGGGAACUGAACCUGAAGAAGCACCAGAUCAGGAUGCUCCUUGGAUGCACCUGAUUAGAGAAAAGGAUAUUCAAGGAUUAGGAGGGAUUGGUUAGGUGGUGCGGUAGGAUGCUGCUGGAAAGCAUGACAAGGUGAAGUUUUGGAGAGUGGUUUAACCUGGGGCUUGUUGAUCCUGUAUGAAAUUAAACAUGAUUGAUCCUACUAUCAAUCAAUCCGCCAUACAAAGGCGGAACUCCAGCUCUCUCUACGGGUAGGAGGGGGGCAACCACCUUAUCAAGGCGUAGGUGAAGCCGACUCAAAGUGAAACGAUUUAUUCCAAGCAAGAACUUGACUAGAAUAGGUAAAGUCAGACAUUCCUUUUUUUCAAAAUUCCAGUCUUGCGGGUUGCUCGAAUUGUCAGUGAUUCAAACAAAGAGGCAGGUUCGAGUC